This is a messenger RNA of Anopheles darlingi, 761 nucleotides long. Its product is annotated as protein SREK1IP1. The record is from RefSeq and is a predicted model, not a curated record. Bases 52 to 639 code for a protein of 195 amino acids. The transcript is spliced from 2 exons. NCBI's taxonomy places the organism in Eukaryota, Metazoa, Arthropoda, Insecta, Diptera, Culicidae. Gene Ontology annotation, molecular function: nucleic acid binding; zinc ion binding.
UUUCAUUCAUUUUUACGGGUAGUUUAUUAACGAAAAAAAGAAUAAAACACCAUGGAGUACCUUACUGGAUUAUCGCAGAAGGAAAACGUUCGUGCCGCGUGUAAAAAGUGCGGCUUUCCGGGACACCUUACCUACCAAUGCCGGAAUUAUCUGACGGUUGAUCCGCAAAGUCGAACGGUUGUACCGGGACAACAGCGUCCCGGCAGUGAAUCCCCGGAGCAAGAUUAUCUCACACCGCUACAGGAAUUACGUCGUGAGGAGGAGGAGCUCGAGAAGCGACGAGAGGAAGAGGCUGAAAAGCGUGAACGCGAACGCAGACCCACGAAGGACGAGGAAACUCGCGGGCGCCACCGACAUGGGCUGAAAAAGAAGAAAAGAAAGAAGGGUACCAACAAACACCGUUCCCGGUCGCGGUCCAGAAGUAGUAGCAGUAGUAGCAGCAGUAGCUCCGACGAUGACGACGAUUCCGAUAGUAGCAGCAGCAGCAGCAGCAGCAGCAGCGAGGACGAACGGAAGCGUAGUAAAAAACGUGACAAGAAAAGAGCCAAAAAGAAGCACAAAAAGACGAAGAAAAGCUACAAACACCACAGCCACAGCAAGAAGACGAAGCGCCGGCAUCGCACUAGUUCGGACCAUUGAUGACUAGAUGGGCGCAGGCCCGAUCUCAGGAGUAGAAACUAACGUGGAUCUCCUCAUUGCAUUGGAAUAAAUGAUAAUACUUGACGUACUUUAUGCAGAUUGGACUUGGUUAAGGCACCAGG